GUGUCUGAGUGACUGAGAGGAGUGAGAGGAGUUUCUGAGUGACUGAGAGGAGUGGGAGGAGUGUCUGAGUGACUGAGAGGAGUGGGAGGUGUGUCUGAGAGACUGAGCGGAGUAGGAGGAGUGUCUGAGUGACUGAGAAGAGUAGGAGGAAUGUCUGAGUGACUGAGAGGAGUGAGAGGAGUGUCUGAGUAACUGAGAGGAGUGUCUGAGUGACUGAGAGGAGUGGGAGGAGUGUUUGAGUGACUGAGAGGAGUGGGAGGGGUGUCUGAGUGACUGAGCGAUCAGAUCAGAUUGGUCAGAGAGAGACAGAAAGAGAGGCCUUGUUGUUCCAUAAACACCUAGCGCCCACUGUCAUGCCCAUGUCAACAACCCCAACCUGCCGCCGAUCACCCCGAGACCCAUCGCUGCUGUCGACAAGAGAGAGGCAGAUGGAAAUAAUCCAGCUCUGAGCUCAGACGUGGAAUAGGUGCAGAAGGAAGAGUAGGGACUCUGAGAUCUAGAACCAUCAGUAGUUACCAUGGAGAACUUUCUGAAGGAUAAGGAUAUUUGGAUAGUAGGGAGUGUGUGUCUGGUGGCCUCGUUCCUAUGGAGACGGAUCUGGAAUUUAUUCACCUACAAGAGGAAGAGGGAGAGGGACAGGGACACACCCUUUCCAGACAUGCAGCUGAAGGACAAUGGGAUGAGGGAUGGAAAGGACAAGGUCAAACUCAGCCUGCAAGGCCUGAAAGCCCAGAAGAAGAAGAAGAAGCCUCCACAUGCAUCGGACUCUGUAGAGACCCUUCUUCUAGACCAGGUGGAGAAGCUCAACAGGCAGAAUGCUGAACUUUCCCAUGGUAACGGGGUGGUUCUGGACAUGCUCCGCGCCCCCGUCGUCCAACCAGAGGACCUGGAGGAUCUAGAGGGGGAGGAGGAGGAGAAGAGGAGAACCCCUGAACGGGAGGAAGAGCAGAGGGCUAGGGAGGAAGAGGAGGGGGAUAUAUUUGGUGAAUCUGAGGAAGAGGAGGGUAGGGAGGAACAAGUUGGAGAGGAAGAGGUGGAGAAGAGAAGGGGAGGAGGGGAAGAAGAGUCAUCAUUGUCACCAGAACCUCUAGAAAGCUCCGAAGAGUUAGGUGAAGUGGCCGCCAGCAGUAAAAACUGUGUCACAGAGGAGGACCUACUGAAAGAUGACCUGAAAAAUAGCAGAAUGGAGGAAAGGAAAGAGGAGGAUAAAGAGGGAGGAGUACCUGAGGGGGUAGAGCCUCAGGCUGGCCAAUCAAAGGCAGAGAAGACGAAGGAGGAAGAAGAGGUGGAUGAUGGACAGCCAGAAGAGUACAUCAUUGACUUUACCCCUCCGCCAGCAGCCCCCUUUGACCACCGCAUUGUGACUCCAAAACCUCACCAGAUUGCUACCUUCUACGCCAUUAACAGAGACGAGGUCCUAGGAGGGGGACGUUUUGGACAAGUCCACAAAUGUGUGGAGAACUCUUCUGGACUGACUCUGGCUGCCAAGAUGAUCAAAGCCAGGAGCCAGAAAGAAAAGGAUGUGGUGAAGAAUGAGAUCCAGGUGAUGAACCAGCUGAACCACGCUAACCUUAUUCAGCUCUACGCCGCCUUCGAAUCACGCCACGACAUCAUCCUCGUCAUGGAAUAUGUGGAUGGCGGGGAGCUGUUCGACCGGAUCAUAGAUGAGAACUACAAUCUGACAGAGCUGGACACAGUGCUGUUUAUCAGACAAAUCUGUGAGGGACUACAGUACAUGCACAGGAUGUACAUCCUGCAUCUAGACCUCAAGCCCGAGAAUAUUCUGUGUGUGAGCAGAGCCACAAACAAGAUCAAAAUUAUUGACUUCGGGCUCGCCAGGAGGUAUAAGCCCAGGGAAAAGCUGAGGGUGAACUUCGGAACGCCUGAGUUCCUGGCUCCGGAAGUCAUCAACUAUGAGUUUGUCUCAUUCCCUACGGAUAUGUGGAGUCUGGGGGUCAUCACUUACAUGCUGCUGACAGGUCUGUCUCCGUUCCUGGGGGACGAUGACAAUGAGACUCUGAACAACAUCCUGGCCUGUCAGUGGAACUUUGAGGAGGAGGCGUUUACAGACAUCUCUGAGGAGGCCAAAGACUUCAUCACACGCCUGCUGGUCAAGAGCAAGAGUUGGAGGAUGAGUGCAUCACAGUCACUAAAACAUUCCUGGCUGUCGGAUCACAAUCUUCACUAUCGCCUGCAUCAGAAGUCUCCCAUCCAAAACGAGUGUCCCCUCCAAAAUGACUCCCAAGACCCUGUGGAUACCUUAUGAUGACACGGGUCGGUGCCUUUUGAUGACACUGAGGCCAGGGACAGGGCUCAACACUGGACCAACACUGCCGUACCUCUAUGGCUACUGUAUUACUGCUCUCUACUCUGCCUCGCAUCUGUUAGCUUAGCUCUGCAGCUUGUGCAACUGAUUUAAAAACGUACCGUAAACUCACUCCACAGCUAGCUUGAAAUGUCGCUGAUAGAGCUAUCGAGUUAGAUAGCUCAAACGGUUUGUACGUUGUCAAGGAAAGAGGUCACUAUAAAAUGCACUUUAAUGUAUCACUAUCAAAUGCAAACAUAACCACUUUUUUGAACGAUCAUAUUUCUUACAUUUUCAGCUUACUGUAGAUUUCAAAUAACUCAACACAGGCCUAGUUUACCAAGUCUUAUCAUACCAUUGCAUUGUAUUUGUUUGUUGGGUUUUGAUUUAAAAUAAAGCUUUGGGUGCAAUUUAUUUUCCUGGUAUUGUAAAAGUUUAGUUUCUAUAGAGUUAGGAAUUCAUUUUUACACACCUUUCUCCUUGGUUUGCCCCAUCAAACUUUUAAUAGAUCACAUUCAUUAAAAUAAAUCAAUCAUUAUCAAUCCAGGUCAACAUAAACUUGUCGAUAUUAGACAUAAAUCCUCACUAUUAACCCCUGCUGCUCUGCCCGUUGCUACUGACUUUAAUUUCUCCUGGAGCCACUGCUGUGAAUAUACUGUAAAACUGCCUCUUCUGUGCCUGCAUGCUGUUGGCUUGACCUCAACCUUUACCUUUCUUUGCUUUCGCCCUUUAGAUUAACCCUCUCACCUUCCAUGAAGGCAUAUUACUGAUCAACAAAACACUACCUAUAUGAUUUCAUAAUUCAUGUUUAUCGCUGAAGUUAGUAGCCUAAGUGCCAGUCUGUUUGUGUUGUCAUGACAACUCCUUGUCACUCCUUGUCAUGACAUAUAUUUGUACUACCCUUCCGACUGGGCACACAAUGAAAUGAUGUUGACCCAACGUGGAAUAGACGUUGAAUUUACGUCUGUGCCCAGUGGGUUGUGUUUGGAGGGUAGCUGUGAGGGUUAUUGAAUUAGGGUCAAAUCCAGAAGAUUUGAUCCUGAUAUCUGAUUGCUGGGAGGCCAGACUGUUUGGCUUGACAAUGAGCAAUGGAGUUCGCAUGAGCUACAACAGAUCUGAGACCAGUCUAUGGAGUUACAGUGGGGCAAAAAAGUAUUUAGUCAGCCACCAAUUGUGCAAGUUCUCCCACUUAAAAAGAUGAGAGAGGCCUGUCAUUUUCAUCACAGGUACACUUCAACUAUGACAGACAAAAUGAGGGGGAAAAAUCCAGAAAAUCACAUUGUAGGAUUUUUUAUGAAUUUAUUUGCAAAUUAUGGUGGAAAAUAAGUAUUUGGUCACCUACAAACAAGCAAGAUUUCUGUCUCUCACAGACCUGUAACUUCUUCUUUAAGAGGCUCCUCUGUCCUCCACUCGUUACCUGUAUUAAUGGCACCUGUUUGAACUUGUUAUCAGUAUAAAAGACACCUGUCCACAACCUCAAACAGUCACACUCCAAACUCCACUAUGGCCAAGACCAAAGAGCUGUCAAAGGACACCAGAAACAAAAUUGUAGACCUGCACCAGGCUGUGAAGACUGAAUCUGCAAUAGGUAAGCAGCUUGGUUUGAAGAAAUCAACUGUGGGAGCAAUUAUUAGGCAAUGGAAGACAUACAAGACCACUGAUAAUCUCCCUCGAUCUGGGGCUCCACGCAAGAUCUCACCCCGUGGGGUCAAAAUGAUCACAAGAACGGUGAGCAAAAAUCCCAGAACCACACGGGGGGACCUAGUGAAUGACCUGCAGAGAGCUGGGACCAAAGUAACAAAGCCUACCAUCAGUAACACACUACGCCGCCAGGGACUCAAAUCCUGCAGUGCCAGACGUGUCCCCCUGCUUAAGCCAGUACAUGUCCAGGCCCGUCUGAAGUUUGCUAGAGAGCAUUUGGAUGAUCCAGAAGAAGAUUGGGAGAAUGUCAUAUGGUCAGAUGAAACCAAAAUGGAACUUUGGUAAAAACUCAACUCGCUGUGUUUGGAGGACAAAGAAUGCUGAGUUGCAUCCAAAGAACACCAUACCUACUGUGAAGCAUGGGGGUGGAAACAUCAUGCUUUGGGGCUGUCUUUCUGCAAAGGGACCAGGACGACUGAUCCGUGUAAAGGAAAGAAUGAAUGGAGCCAUGUAUCGUGAGAUUGAGUGAAAACCUCCUUCCAUCAGCAAGGGCAUUGGAGAUGAAACGUGGCUGGGUCUUUCAGCAUGACAAUGAUCCCAAACACACCGCCCGGGCAAUGAAGGAGUGGCUUCGUAAGGAGCAUUUCAAGGUCCUGGAGUGGCCUAGCCAGUCUCCAGAUCUCAACCCCAUAGAAAAUCUUUGGAGGGAGUUGAAAGUCCGUGUUGCCCAGCAACAGCCCCAAAACAUCACUGCUCUAGAGGAGAUCUGCAUGGAGGAAUGAAGACUUGAAGACUUACAGAAAACGUUUGACCUCUGUCAUUGCCAACAAAGGGUAUAUAACAAAGUAUUGAGAUAAACUUUUGUUAUUGACCAAAUACUUAUUUUCCACCAUAAUUUGCAAAUAAAUUCAUUAAAAAUCCUACAAUGUGAUUUUCUGGAUUUUUUUUCUCAUUUUGUCUGUCAUAGUUGAAGUGUACCUAUGAUGAAAAUUACAGGCCUCUCUCAUCUUUUUAAGUGGGAGAACUUUUGGUGGCUGACUAAAUACUUUUUUGCCCCACUGUAGUUCUUAUGUUCAUGAAUUAUCUUGGUUCCUAACUGGAUUUUUACUUGAAAUGCAAGGCUUAGCCUCCAUAGGAAGGGUACAUAAUAUUAUUUUUAUCCAGGAGAGAAAAAAACACAUUCAAAAUUGUUUAUUUAAUUAAUUGUGUUUCAUUGUCUGAAUUUGAAGUGUUUGAUUAAUUGUAUUGUAGAUCUAAAGAAAAAAAGGUUUGUCUGUGUAAUAGAUUCACUAUUUUCAAACUGUGCACAGUGAGUUGAUUAUUACUUGGUCAGAUAUUGAGUUAUUGAUUGAAUGAUUUAAUAAUUGAUUGUCAGAUUUGCCCUCCCUGGAAUCAAUUGUUCUCCUUAUACCGUUGUGAUUUUGUGUCAUUUUUGUGUCAUUAUGAAACAUAAUUCUAGUUUGAAAUGUAUAAAAAUAAAUAUAGACAGAAAUAAAAACUGAAAUAACUUA
Messenger RNA from Oncorhynchus nerka (sockeye salmon), 5457 nucleotides. RefSeq names its product myosin light chain kinase family, member 4b (gene mylk4b). Gene Ontology annotation, biological process: protein phosphorylation. Lineage: Eukaryota; Metazoa; Chordata; Actinopteri; Salmoniformes; Salmonidae. The transcript is spliced from 13 exons. The record is from RefSeq and is a predicted model, not a curated record. The coding region runs from base 518 to 2266 and encodes 582 amino acids. Gene Ontology annotation, molecular function: myosin light chain kinase activity; ATP binding.